GGUGUCCCUACCCCGGGCCCCCUCGGCCAUAACCCACUACUACUACCACCACCACCACUACCAAUAACCCACUAUCCACUGUGCAGUUGCCAACUUGCCAGUCAGCACCCACCCGUCCCUUCUGCUUCUCCAGUUGUGCCUGUGCUUUCCUCCUCAGGCAUUGUACCUGUUUCUCGUUUCUCGUGCGGACUCGGACUUCGCCUUGAUGCUCUGUGUCGCCCUCUACCUUCCCUAAUCAAUCUUUGCACUCAACCUUCAUACCACAUCAUCAAUCAAGAUCCUCUGUUCUUCAGACCCCCUACCAGAUAGUCACAUCGUCUUCCACCCUCCAUCCUCCAUCCCCAGUUCCCAAGGUCUCGCCUCGACUGGACCUUGCUGCAUCGCGCACCCAACUUCGGCAGCGUCUCCUGGGUGGAUCGCGGCUAUCUGCCCAUCCCUGACACCUGCUCUGUUUCGAGCUCCUGCGCCCCGACAACGUCGUCCACGAUCGUCCUCCAUCGAUCAGCUUACCACCCUUUGUGAUCGCAUCUGGUCCGCACUUGACCACUCCGCGAUCAUUCUCCUGCGUAUCCAUCAUCUGGUCCGAAAAGGACCAGAAUCACCAUCAUGUCUACCGACUUGACCGGAGAGCAGAUGCAGGCCAAGAUCACAGCUGCGAGACGAGAAGCCGAGGGACUGAAAGAUAGGAUCAAGCGCAAGAAGGAUGAUUUGGCUGACACAAGUUUGCGACAAGUCGCCAUUAAUAACACAGAAGCUCUUCCGCGGAUAGGCAUGAAGCCCAGACGGAAUCUCAAAGGUCAUCUCGCAAAGAUCUAUGCCAUGCACUGGUCGACAGAUAGACGACACCUUGUGUCAGCUUCACAGGAUGGCAAGCUGAUCAUCUGGGAUGCCUACACCACCAACAAAGUUCACGCCAUUCCUCUUCGCUCGUCCUGGGUCAUGACCUGCGCAUACGCCCCCAGCGGCAAUUAUGUUGCUUGCGGUGGUCUGGAUAACAUUUGCUCCAUCUACAAUUUGUCCACAAGAGAAGGUCCAACCCGUGUUGCUCGAGAACUGUCUGGUCACUCGGGCUAUUUGUCAUGCUGUCGUUUUGUCAAUGACCGGAAAAUCAUCACCUCUUCUGGCGAUAUGACUUGCAUGAUGUGGGACAUUGAGACUGGCUCAAAAAUCACAGAGUUUGCAGACCACCUUGGAGAUGUCAUGAGCAUCAGCAUUAAUCCGACCAACGCAAACAUCUUUGUUUCCGGUGCCUGUGAUGCAUUUGCCAAGUUGUGGGAUGUCCGGACAGGAAAGGCCGUUCAGACAUUUGCUGGCCAUGAAUCAGAUAUUAACGCCAUCCAAUUCUUCCCAGAUGGUAAUGCUUUCGGCACAGGCUCCGAUGAUGCUUCGUGCAGGCUUUUCGACAUUCGAGCUGAUCGAGAGCUCAUGUCCUAUCAGAAUGAGCAAGUGCUUUGCGGAAUCACCUCGGUGGCAUUCUCAGUAUCGGGCCGUUUACUGUUUGCUGGCUAUGAUGAUUUUGAAUGCAAGGUUUGGGAUACUCUACGUGGAGACAAGGUUGGAUCGCUCAAUGGACAUGAAAACCGAGUCAGCUGCCUCGGUGUCAGCAAUGAUGGAAUUAGCUUAUGCACAGGUUCAUGGGAUUCUUUGCUGAAAAUCUGGGCAUGGUAGCGCAUACCCGUUGGAAGUACUUGUCCGGGGGUGGGAGCGACGUCAAGGAACAGCAGUGUAGCCGGCAACAGCCUGAGCGACUGACGGCGCCGAUCUCCAAAUUAAAUCUGGACAGCACCCUAAUGAGGCUCUCUGCAAGACUUGUGUGAGCAGUCUAUUUCAACGGUCAUAAAGGAGAGGCGUUGGCCAUGUCAUCCUAACACCAUCAUCUCCGUCAUUCUCCCUCUUCUCGCGGCCCCUAAAAAAGCUCCUCCUGGAUAGGCCAUGGUGUUCGUGCGUCUUGUGUCGUUUUCGCGCGUAUGGGACAGAAACAUGGAAAAGGGGAAAAUCGGGUUUCUUUUUGUAACGCUCAGGGGACCAGCCGUCCCCUCGAGACCUCGGCUUGUUCAGGUGUCAGGGCUUAUGCGGUCAGCUCAGCGUCUCAGACGAGAUGUCCUCUCUGAACACCACAUCAGCUUUGCCAGGAGAAGAAGCAAGAUUUUUUAUUUCAACUACAAUACUUUGUGCGACAAGCCAAAAAAAUGCGUAUUUUGAGCCCUGGCACGACUCAUGAUGAUGUGACCGCCGGCAGCAGGGCAGAGUGGUUCUAUGAUUUUGGCGUUUUUGUUCCAUUGAAUGACAAGUUGAUUGCUGUGAAUAAUUCACCCAUGUUUG
This is a messenger RNA of Exophiala mesophila, 2322 nucleotides long. Its product is annotated as guanine nucleotide-binding protein subunit beta. Gene Ontology annotation, biological process: G protein-coupled receptor signaling pathway. Gene Ontology annotation, cellular component: heterotrimeric G-protein complex; cytoplasm. The coding region runs from base 607 to 1668 and encodes 353 amino acids. Gene Ontology annotation, molecular function: signaling receptor complex adaptor activity; protein binding. The record is from RefSeq and is a predicted model, not a curated record. NCBI's taxonomy places the organism in Eukaryota, Fungi, Ascomycota, Eurotiomycetes, Chaetothyriales, Herpotrichiellaceae. The transcript is spliced from 5 exons.